CACUCUCCUAACUGUCACUCAGAACACUGCCUCUCAGUACAGUGCCUGUCCAGGCUUUGGAUGAUGGACCACUGGCUCAGGAGCUGGGAGAGCUAUUUGAGGGCCAAGUGAAAGCCUCAUUUUGUGAUUCAGGCACCAGGCAAAUACAGUUUUGUGAGGAAACGUCAGUUGCCUGUGGCUUUGGUUUUGUUUUUGUUCUUGAGUGCUUUGAAAAUCUUGCUGCCUGUUCUCCUUAUGAUUUGCAAGCCACUGGAGAGGAAAUCAACUUGGUUAUCUGAGCACCCUCUAGUGCCUCUCAGCUCUGCAGGAAGACUCCUUUCCUCGGAGGAGUCCAAACUUUAUCAAAAAGACAAAUAUUUCCUUUUCUCUUCAAAAUGAAAAUGGACUUGGAGGUCAGCGAACCAAUAGACUUUAGUUCUGGAGAUCAUCAACAUCUGAUUCGGAAGGCAGCAGAUAAAAGUAUCCAGUCCGGAUCUGGUGAGCGCUACCCACCUUCAACUUCAGCUGGGCCACAAGAACCUCAGGAGAAGCCACGGUCAAAGGAAACUGAGCGGUCGAAUGUCUAUGUGAUACAGAUUUCAGAUGACGUCACCCCAGGUGAUAGCAAUGCAACUUUAGGCAAUCCAUUCUCGGAAGCAGCAGUCCGCAGAGCUUUCAUUAUCAAAGUGUUCCUCAUCCUGUCAGUUCAGUUGGUGAUCACUGUGGUAAUUACCAGUGUGUUCAUUUUCUGGAAGGCUUUAAAAGUUUGGGUGGUCAAUACCCCCUCGUUCAUCUAUUUAAUCUUCCCAGCAUUUUUUGCCGUGUUUAUUAUGCUUGCUUGCUGCGGGAAUCUCCGCCGUCAGGUCCCCGCAAAUUACAUUCUCCUGGGAGUGUUUACAGUUCUUCAAGGUCUGCUGCUAGGAGCCGUAUCAGUUUUCUACAAGGCCAAUGAAGUGUUAUGGGCAACAGCAGCAACCGCUCUGGUGACACUAGCACUCACUCUGUUUGCUCUACAAACUAAAUGGGAUUUUACCUUGCUAAAUGGAGGACUGUUCGUUUUCUGCUUCGUGCUUAUAGUCUAUGGAAUUAUCUUAAUCUUCGUGCCAUUAUAUUGGCUGCAUCUAUUGUAUGCUGGACUCGGAACUGUGAUCUUCUCACUCUACUUGGUGAUGGAUGUGCAGCUCAUGCUGGGAGGGCACCACCAUUAUUCCCUGGACCCUGAAGAGUAUGUUUUUGCUGUCCUGAACAUCUACUUAGACAUCAUCAACCUUUUCCUUUUUAUUCUGCAUCUGAUUGGACUGGGACGGUAGUCACACAGCCAAGGCUGGCUCGUGCAGAGAAGAGGAAGGAGGGGUGCUGUGAAGUGCUGCCAGCCUCAGACAUGCAGAAGUCACCACUUCAGAAGCUCUUUUAUU
Molecule: messenger RNA, 1394 nt
Organism: Cebus imitator (Panamanian white-faced capuchin)
Lineage: Eukaryota; Metazoa; Chordata; Mammalia; Primates; Cebidae
Product: protein lifeguard 2
Exons: 10
Coding region: 375-1289 (304 amino acids)
Cellular component (GO): membrane
Source: RefSeq, a predicted model, not a curated record